Molecule: messenger RNA, 1578 nt
Organism: Drosophila ficusphila
Lineage: Eukaryota; Metazoa; Arthropoda; Insecta; Diptera; Drosophilidae
Product: protein THEM6
Exons: 4
Coding region: 423-1214 (263 amino acids)
Source: RefSeq, a predicted model, not a curated record
GAUUCAGUCUCAGUGCGCUGUUGUCGCUGCGGUAGGCGCUUCGCUUGAAUUUUUUUGGUUAUGAGCACUAGACAAAAACAAAAACUUAUUUUUUUGCCUUUUUUUCGUUAAAUUUAAUAAAGUGUGGUGUGUGCGAGUGCAAGUGGUUUUUCCUGUUAUUGGAAAAUAUGGGAAAUUAUUCGGUGAUUGGCGGUGAAAGGGGAUGAGAGGACUGCAAGUGGCCGGGUGGCCUGAUGUCCCGAUGUCCGAAUGUCCUGGCCAUGAAUCGAGCCACGAAUCAACAAAUUAGGGGUUGUCCUGGUCAUGCGCGAGUGCUGCUCAGCGUGUGUGUGUGCUACACAGGGACAAUUUUGUAAUCCUUUUUAACGCCGCCCGCUCCUCGGACCACGCCCCCUCAGCCACCCGCCCAUCUACCCAGCAAAAUGGAGCAGCUGUGCUACCUGGCGCUGUGCGUCCUGCUGGCCAUUUUAGUUCUCUACGGGCUCCUGGAACUCCACUACUUCCUGCGUAUGUGUCUCUGUGUUCUGCUCGCGCGCUUCGUCAAGAGGCGUUGCCACAUCCUGGACGUUACGACGGUCAACGGACUCUGCCUUACCAACGACGUUGACACGUUGUUGUAUCACAUGAACAACGCUCGGUAUUUCCGAGAACUGGACUUUGCCCGCGUGGACUUUUACGAGCGGACCAAUCUAUACCGCACCAUUACAGGACUGGGAGGUUCUGUUUUCCAGGGGGCGGCCACCAUCCGCUACCGCCGCUUCAUCCGCCCCUUCCACCGGUUCAACAUUGUCUCGCGGAUAAUUUACUGGGACGAACAGUCGCUCUUCAUGGAGCACCGUUUCGUGCGUCCGAGCGACAAGUUUGUGCACUGCAUCGCCAUCUGUCGCCAGCGGGUGAUUGACGUGUCCAUGGAGGCGGUGAUGGCGGAGCUUCUGCCCAGGACCUCCUCGAACGGAUUCCGAGCGACGGCGUCGGCGUCGGCGUCGUUGGCUGCGCCUUCGGCCGCAGCCGGCGGCAUAAGCAACCCGGCGAUGGACACAUCGCUGGCGGAGAACGGACACGGCGCGAGUGGGGCGGCGACGGGAGCCCCGGCCCCGGCCCCGCCCCCGAGCACGGCGCACUGCGCCAAGCUGAAGCCCUCCCUGCCGCCGGAGCUGUCCAAGUGGAUCGAGUACAACGACAUGUCCAGCAAAAACCUGCGCAGCGGCUGCUGACUGGAGUCGCCAAGAGCGAAAGUGGAUGCGGAUGCGGGUGCGGAUGCGGAUGCGCAACCGGAAACGGAUAUUCCCAAAAACCCAUUUUUUUUUGUCUCGCGUGCUUGUGUGUGUGAGUGUGUGUGCGUGCGUGCGUGCUAAUGUCUAGUGUCUAAGUGUGCUCGUGGAACGCGUAAAUUGCAAGCUUAAAGUGUCUGAAAAACCCGCCCUCCUUUGGCCUUAACUAUUGUAUUGUACUGUAUAAUUACCCUUAGAUCAGCCACUCCCCCAACACAGAAGGGAACCCCUUGGUAGUCCACAGUGUGUAAGUAACGAUGUACAAUGAUUGUUUAGUAAAGUAACAAGAAAAUGUGAAAGGAUGAAA